AUGGGCCCCUGUACCGCCUCCCCAUGCUGCUGCCAGGCCCGUAAUCUGCCAUGGGCCCCUGUACCGACUCCUCAUGCUGCUGCCAGGCCCGUAAUCUGUCAUGGGCCCCUGUACCGCCUCCUCAUGCUGCUGCCAGGUCCAGAGUGUGUCAUGGGUCCCUGUACGGCCUCCCAUUGCUGCUGUCUCUAUCGCCACACUCUGCCAUGUGCCACUUUCAGGUCUCCUCACACUGCUGGUGGUUUCCAUUUUUGUCAUAGGGUGCUGUAUGGCCUCCCAUUGCUGCUGCCUCCACCGCCACACUGUGGCUCCACACUCUGGUUUUGGCCCCGUGACUGCCCAAAUGAGUGAAGUGUGCGCUCGAAUCGAAUAUUGUCCACGAAUUCGCCGAAUCAGUCGAAUCGAAUUUUUCAUUUCUUCGCUCAUCUCUAAACACAACUCUCAAAAACAAGAACUGGACAUGCCCUAA
Messenger RNA from Staurois parvus, 466 nucleotides. Lineage: Eukaryota; Metazoa; Chordata; Amphibia; Anura; Ranidae. The record is from the annotation of a GenBank genome assembly.